AUGGGUUUUCAAAUUAAACCUUUCACGUCUCUUCGUUUUGUGUCUGAACCUUCUGAUGCUGUCACAAUGCGGGGUGGGAACGUCCUGCUCAACUGCUCCGCAGAGUCAGACCGAGGAGCUCCAGUCAUUAAGUGGAGGAAAGAUGGCCUCAUCCUAGCCUUGGGCAUGGAUGACAGGAAGCAGCAACUCCCCAAUGGGUCUCUGUUGAUACAGAACAUACUUCAUUCGAGACACCAUAAGCCAGACGAAGGACUUUACCAGUGUGAGGCAUCCUUGGGAGAUGCUGGCUCAAUUAUUAGCCGUAUAGCAAAAGUUGCUGUAGCAGGACCACUGAGGUUCCUUUCCCAGACAGAAUCUAUCACAGCCUUCGUGGGAGAUACAGUGUUACUCAAGUGUGAAGUCAUUGGGGAACCCAUGCCAACAAUACACUGGCAGAAAAAUCAACAAGACCUCAUUCCAGUUCCAGGAGACUCCCGUGUGGUAGUCUUGCCCUCUGGAGCAUUGCAGAUCAGCCGACUUCAGGCAGGGGACAUUGGAGUCUACCGAUGCUCAGCUCGGAACCCAGCCAGCAUAAGAACAGGAAAUGAAGCAGAAGUUAGAAUUUUAUCAGAUCCAGGGCUGCAUAGACAGCUAUAUUUUCUGCAAAGACCAUCCAACGUAGUAGCCAUUGAAGGAAAAGAUGCUGUCCUGGAGUGUUGUGUUUCUGGCUACCCUCCGCCAAGUUUCACCUGGUUACGGGGCGAGGAAGUUAUCCAACUGAGGUCUAAAAAGUAUUCAUUGUUGGGUGGAAGCAAUUUGCUCAUCUCUAAUGUGACAGAUGAUGACAGUGGAACCUAUACUUGUGUUGUCACAUACAAGAACGAGAAUAUUAGUGCCUCUGCAGAGCUCACAGUUUUGGUUCCACCAUGGUUUUUAAAUCACCCUUCCAACCUCUAUGCCUAUGAAAGCAUGGAUAUUGAGUUUGAAUGUGCAGUUUCUGGGAAGCCUGUGCCCACUGUGAAUUGGAUGAAGAAUGGAGAUGUGGUCAUUCCUAGUGAUUAUUUUCAGAUAGUGGGAGGAAGUAACUUAAGGAUCCUUGGGGUGGUGAAGUCAGAUGAAGGCUUUUAUCAGUGUGUGGCUGAAAAUGAGGCUGGCAAUUCCCAAAGUAGUGCCCAGCUGAUUGUCCCCAAACCUGCCAUCCCAAGCUCCAGUAUCCUUCCUUCUGCUCCCAGAGAUGUGGUCCCUGUCUUGGUUUCUAGUCGCUUUGUCCGUCUGAGUUGGCGUCCUCCUGCCGAAACAAAAGGAAACAUUCAAACCUUCACAGUCUUUUUCUCCAGGGAGGGUGACAACAGGGAGCGAGCUUUGAACACAACCCAGCCUGGGUCCCUUCAGCUUACUGUGGGGAACUUGAAACCAGCAGCCAUGUACACCUUCAGAGUUGUUGCCUACAACGAGUGGGGACCGGGGGAGAGUUCUCAACCCAUCAAGGUGGCCACUCAGCCUGAGUUGCAAGUUCCAGGGCCUGUAGAAAACCUGCAUGCUGUAUCUACCUCACCUACCUCAAUUCUUAUUACAUGGGAACCCCCUGCCUAUGCAAAUGGUCCAGUCCAAGGUUAUAGAUUGUUCUGCACUGAGGUAUCCACAGGGAAAGAACAGAAUAUAGAGGUUGAUGGGCUAUCUUAUAAACUGGAAGGCCUGAAAAAAUUCACGGAAUAUACUCUCCGGUUCUUAGCUUAUAACCGUUAUGGGCCAGGAGUAUCUACCGACGAUUUAACCGUAGUUACACUUUCAGAUGUGCCCGGCGCUCCACCACAGAACAUCUCCCUGGAAGUGGUUAAUUCAAGGAGUAUCAAAGUAAGCUGGCUUCCUCCUCCAUCAGGAACACAAAAUGGAUUUAUUACUGGUUAUAAAAUUCGACACAGAAAGACCACCCGCCGGGGUGAGAUGGAAACACUGGAACCAAAUAACCUCUGGUACCUGUUCACAGGAUUGGAGAAAGGGAGUCAGUACAGUUUCCAAGUGGCGGCCAUGACUGUCAAUGGCACUGGACCACCUUCCAACUGGUACACAGCGGAGACACCAGAGAAUGACCUAGAUGAGUCUCAAGUUCCCGACCAGCCAAGCUCCCUUCAUGUACGACCCCAGACAAAUUGCAUCAUUAUGAGUUGGACUCCUCCUCUCAACCCAAACAUUGUGGUGCGAGGUUAUAUUAUUGGAUAUGGCGUUGGCAGUCCUUAUGCUGAGACAGUGCGUGUGGACAGUAAGCAGCGGUAUUAUUCCAUCGAGAGAUUAGAGUCAAGUUCUCAUUAUGUAAUCUCCUUAAAAGCUUUCAACAACGCAGGAGAAGGUGUCCCUCUUUAUGAAAGUGCCACAACACGCUCCAUAACAGAUCCCACUGACCCAGUUGACUAUUAUCCUUUGCUUGAUGAUUUCCCCACCUCGGGCCCAGACGUCUCCACCCCCAUGCUCCCACCAGUAGGUGUACAGGCUGUGGCUCUUACCCAUGAGGCUGUGAGGGUCAGCUGGGCAGACAACUCUGUCCCGAAGAACCAGAAAACAUCCGACGUGCGGCUUUACACUGUCCGGUGGAGGACCAGCUUUUCUACCAGCGCCAAGUACAAGUCAGAAGACACAGCCUCUCUCAGCUACACAGCAACAGGCCUCAAGCCUAACACGAUGUAUGAGUUCUCGGUCAUGGUGACAAAGAACAGAAGGUCAAGCACAUGGAGUAUGACCGCACACGCCACCACCUACGAGGCUGCCCCGACUUCUGCUCCCAAGGAUUUGACAGUCAUUACUCGAGAAGGGAAGCCUCGAGCUGUCAUUGUGAGCUGGCAGCCUCCCUUGGAAGCCAAUGGGAAGAUCACUGCUUACAUCUUGUUUUAUACCUUGGACAAGAAUAUACCAAUAGACGACUGGAUUAUGGAGACUAUAAGUGGUGAUCGGCUGACCCAUCAGAUCAUGGAUCUCAACCUUGACACCAUGUACUACUUUCGAAUUCAAGCACGGAAUGCGAAAGGCGUGGGGCCCCUCUCUGAUCCUAUCCUCUUCAGGACUUUGAAAGUGGAACACCCUGACAAAAUGGCUAACGACCAAGGUCGUCAUGGAGAUGGAGGUUAUUGGCCAGUUGAUACUAACUUGAUUGAUAGAAGCACUCUCAAUGAACCGCCCAUCGGACAGAUGCACCCCCCGCAUGGCAGUGUCACUCCCCAGAAGAACAGCAACCUGCUUGUGAUAACUGUGGUCACCGUCGGCAUCCUUACCGUGCUGGUCGUGGUGAUCGUAGCUGUGAUUUGUACCCGGCGCUCUUCAGCCCAGCAGAGGAAGAAACGGGCCACCCACAGUGUGAGCAAGAGGAAGGGCAGUCAAAAGGACCUCCGACCUCCUGACCUUUGGAUCCAUCAUGAAGAAAUGGAAAUGAAAAACAUUGAGAAGCCUUCGGGAACUGACCCUGCAGGAAGGGACUCCCCCAUCCAGAGCUGCCAAGACCUCACACCAGUGAGCCACAGCCAGUCAGAAACCCAGAUGGGAAGCAAAAGCGCCUCACAUUCAGGACAAGACACCGAGGAAGCAGGGAGCGCCAUGUCCACUCUGGAGAGGUCCCUUGCAGCACGCCGGGCCACCAGGGCAAAGCUAAUGAUUCCCAUGGAAGCCCAGUCUAACAAUCCUGCUGUCGUCAGUGCCAUUCCUGUGCCAACACUAGAAAGUGCCCAGUAUCCGGGAAUCCUCCCAUCUCCCACCUGUGGAUACCCGCAUCCACAGUUCACUCUCCGGCCAGUACCAUUCCCAACACUGUCUGUGGAUCGAGGUUUUGGAGCAGGAAGAACUGUGAGUGAAGGACCUGCUGCUCAACAACAGCCCAUGCUGCCCCCAGCUCAGCCUGAACAUCCCAGCAGCGAAGAAGCACCCAGCAGAACUAUCCCCACAGCCUGUGUCCGACCAACUCAUCCGCUCCGCAGCUUUGCCAACCCUUUGCUACCUCCACCAAUGAGUGCAAUAGAACCAAAAGUCCCUUAUACACCACUUUUGUCUCAGCCGGGACCUACUCUGCCCAAGACUCAUGUUAAAACAGCCUCUCUUGGGCUGGCUGGAAAGGCAAGGUCCCCGUUGCUUCCCGUGUCUGUGCCAACAGCCCCUGAAGUGUCUGAGGAGAGUCACAAGCCAACAGAGGAUCCAGCCAGUGUGUAUGAACAGGACGACCUGAGUGAGCAAAUGGCAAGUCUGGAAGGGCUAAUGAAGCAACUUAAUGCCAUCACAGGUUCAGCUUUUUGA
Messenger RNA from Arvicola amphibius (Eurasian water vole), 4251 nucleotides. It is a transcript of the gene Dcc, whose product is annotated as DCC netrin 1 receptor. The record is from RefSeq and is a predicted model, not a curated record. Bases 1 to 4251 code for a protein of 1416 amino acids. Gene Ontology annotation, biological process: cell-cell adhesion. Gene Ontology annotation, cellular component: membrane. NCBI's taxonomy places the organism in Eukaryota, Metazoa, Chordata, Mammalia, Rodentia, Cricetidae. The transcript has 29 exons. Gene Ontology annotation, molecular function: protein binding.